This is a messenger RNA of Rhopalosiphum padi (bird cherry-oat aphid), 1330 nucleotides long. RefSeq lists its product as uncharacterized. Bases 146 to 883 code for a protein of 245 amino acids. The record is from RefSeq and is a predicted model, not a curated record. NCBI's taxonomy places the organism in Eukaryota, Metazoa, Arthropoda, Insecta, Hemiptera, Aphididae. The transcript has 2 exons.
CCACGUCCGUACCAUCACAUCCGCACCGACCACGGCCGCGUCCACCGCAACUCGCAGCAGCAGACAACCGAUAACCGUCACCGCCAUCGUCGCCGUCAUCUGCGCCUACGACCACCGCACAAACGAUAAUCAUAUAUCAUUGACGAUGUCGUCGUCCACGUACGUGUUUGCGCUGUCGCUAUUCGCCUCGGCCGUUAUCGGCAUCGCCGCCGCUUCCGUGCCACCGCCGCAACAACAGCAGCAGGACGGCUCGACGGGAUUCGGCGCGGUCCUGUGGUCGGUGCUGGACGACUGUUUCCUCGGCGACGGCGACGCGUCCGCCGCGGUGUGCCUCAAGUCCAGAGCGCUGACGGCCUUGGACAGGGCGCUCGGCAAGGCCACCGUGACCGUCGCGGACGGCGUGACGCUGGCCGCCCGGGCCGGCAAGUCGCUGCAGCCCGUCGACCCGCAAGCCGAACGGGCCGACCGCGCUGCCCUCGAAGCGGCCCCGGACGCCGACGCCAAGAACGCCCUGCUGGACGACAUGCUGGCCAGCCGCAUGGACAGGCUCAUGUCGACCAGGACCAUCGUGCUGGACGGAGCCGGUCAAGAAGGUCGCAAGAAGAAGGACAAGGCCAUGCAACAGGCCAUGAUGAUGGCCGGUAUGAUGGCCGCCGGAGUCAUGGGCCCGAUGGCGUUGAAGAUCAUCGCCCUGAUGGCCGGCAAGGCGCUGUUGAUAAGUAAAAUCGCUCUGCUCCUGUCCGGCUUGAUCGCGCUCAAGAAACUGUUCCAGCCGCAGCAAAGUGGCGGACACGAGCAUAUCGUCGAGGCGGCACCGUCCGGUCAUCAUUACGGCCGCAGCAUCGACGCCCACCGCGCGGCGUAUUCGGGCCAAAUCCAAUAGUCGAUAGCAUUGGAGCAUAAAAUAUAUGUUGAUAAUAUCGCAGUCAAACGACUAUAUGCAUAAGGACGCGAUACUGCCAAUACAGUUAUGACAUAUUAAUUAUUAUUAUUAUUAUUGUAUACGUGGUCGCCACCACUAAUUAAUUUAUUAUUUAUUUAUUUAUCUAUUUAUCAAUAAAUCAAGUCUCCGAUGUAUUCGUCAUUUCGAAUACCGUCGUAUAUAAAAUAUGUUUAACUUACUAUAAAUGUAUUAACAUGUAAAAAUUAAUUUACUAUAUUAUGUAUUAUUGUUAUAAUUUGCAUAACGAAACAUGUUACACGCGUAAACGAUAAAUUUUCAUAAUUUUUUUUAAUAGUUUUAGAAAAUUAGUAAUUAUAUUUUUAUUGUAUUUGAAAUGUGAUUUGUAUCUAUUUAGUUAAAAAAAUAUACAUAAAUCUGAAUUUAAAA